UCCGCUCCCGACGCGGCGCUCUCUGGGAACUGUAGUUUACGCUGCCUGCUUCUGGCGCAAUCUCCAAAGUGUUUCCUUCAAGUGUUGAACUACACUUCCCGAUUCGAGAGGUUCUUCUCACUCCCUUCUCACUGCGCUCUGCUCCGAUUGCAAAGUAGUCCCGGAGGAUGAGCCGCUGUGAUUGGAGGACGACGACAAGCGGAUGAUUUGGGGUCAGGAGGCAAGGACCUGCCUGAUGGCGCCCGGCAAUUGGCGGGAGAGAUUUCGUUUGUAACUCUAGGGUGGAGAGAAUGACCCCUUAGCGACAUCACCCCCCACGCGCGUGACUGAGACUUCGUCCUCCCGUGAGGGUAAACGUGGGAGGUAAAGAGACCUUCCGCUGCGUAAAGCUGGCUCGACCCGGAAACAAAAUCAUUUAAAAAACGAUUCACACUGUGGAAGGGCGGGGGAAUUGAUAAGUUGGGACGACCGGACAGCUUCUCAGGUUGCUAAGCGACGAUGCGGGAGCGCGCGCACACCCCGGACGCUUUGUAACACCUGAGGGAACUGUGGUGGCGGCGGCGGCGGCCUGGAGACCCAAGAGACCAAGUGAGCUUGUCCCUCCCUCUCGGGUCCAAGGACCUAGUCCAGGAACCUUCUGCCCGGGUAGUGUCUGGUGAUGAGGCGAGAGUUUUGCCGGGACGCCUACUCCGAAGCGGCCAGGAGUCGCGCUUCUUCCCCCUCCCGAGGCAGAUGGAGUCUCACUCUCAUCCAGGCUGGAAUUGCAGUGGCUCGAUCUCAGGACAGAGAUUCCUUCUGCCAUCAGAUGUCUUUCUGCUUGACUGAACUGCACCUGUGGUCUUUGAAGAAUACCUUACACAUUGCGGAUAGAAACAUUGGGAUUUACCAGUAUUAUGACAAGAAAGAUCCACCAGCGACAGAACAUGGUAACUUAGAAGAAAAGCAGAAGCUGGCAGAGUCACGAGAUUAUCCUUGGACGCUCAAAAACAGACGCCCAGAAAAACUCCGAGACUCACUCAAAGAGUUGGAGGAGCUGAUGCAAAACAGUCACUGUGUGCUGAGCAAAUGGAAGAACAAACAUGUCUGUCAGCUCCUCUUUGGUUCAGGUGUGCUGGUGUCUCUAAGCCUUUCUGGGCCGCAGCUGGAGAAAGUGGUGAUUGACAGAAGCCUGGUGGGGAAGCUCAUCUCAGACACCAUCAGUGAUGCUCUUCUCACAGACAGUUUUAUCAUCUUAUCAUUUUUGGCACAAAACAAGCUAUGUUUUAUUCAGUUUACCAAGAAGAUGGAUUCUUCUGAUGUAAACAAAAGACUGGAAAAACUCUCAGCCUUGGAUUUUAAGAUUUUCUAUUAUGAAAUACCUGGCCCAAUAAACAAGACAACAGAGCGACAUCUAGCUAUCAACUAUGUUCAUGAUAGAGUUGUUUGCUGGUGGCCAUUGGUCAAUGAUGAUGCUUGGCCUUGGGCCCCCAUUUCUUCUGAGAAGGACAGAGCCAAUCUACUCCUCCUGGGUUAUGCUCAAGGAAGACUAGAGGUUCUGAGUUCUGUCCGCACAGAAUGGGACCCACUGGAUGUUCACUUUGGCACCAAACAGCCUUAUCAGCUGUUCACAGUGGAGCACUCCAUCAGUGCAGACAAAGAGCCCAUGGCUGACAGCUGCAUCUAUGAAUGCAUUCGGAAUAAAAUCCAGUGUGUGUCAGUCACCAGAAUACCACUGAAAUCAAAGGCCAUCAGCUGCUGCAGGAAUGUUACUGAAGACAAACUGAUUCUGGGCUGUGAAGAUUCUUCACUAAUUCUGUAUGAAACUCACCGCAGAGUGACUCUCUUAGCACAGACUGAACUUUUGCCUUCAUUAAUAAGCUGCCACCCAAGUGGUGCCAUUCUACUAGCUGGCAGCAACCAAGGGGAGUUGCAAAUUUUUGAUAUGGCUCUAUCCCCUAUUAACAUCCAACUAUUGGCUGAAGACCGCUUACCCAGGGAGACUCUGCAAUUCAAUAAAUUAUUUGAUGCCUCCAGCAGUCUUGUUCAAAUGCAAUGGAUAGCUCCUCAGGUUGUUUCUCAGAAGGGUGAAGGUAGUGAUAUCUAUGAUCUCCUCUUCCUCAGGUUUGCAAGAGGACCUUUGGGUGUGCUGUUGUUUAAACUAGGUGUCUUCACUCAAGGACAGCUGGGCCUGGUAGACAUCAUCUUCCAGUACAUUCACUGUGAUGAGAUCUGUGAGGCAAUAAACAUCCUGAGCAGCAUGAACUGGGACACUCUGGGCCAUCAGUGCUUUAUCAGCAUGAGCGCCAUUGUAAACCAUCUUCUUAGACAGAAGCUCACUCCAGAGAGAGAAGCACAGCUUGAGGCAAGCCUUGGAACCUUCUAUGCUCCAACAAGACCACUUCUGGAUACCACUAUAUUGAAAUAUAGAGACCAAAUCAGCAAAUAUGCAAGGAGAUUCUUCCACCACUUGCUCAGGUACCAGAGAUUUGAAAAGGCAUUUCUCCUAGCUGUUGACAUUGGUGCUCGUGACCUCUUUAUGGAUAUUCAUUACCUUGCACUAGAUAAAGGUGAAUUGGCACUAGCUGAAGUGGCAAGAAAAAGAGCUAGUGACAUUGAUGCAGAAUCAAUAACCUCUGGAGUUGAAUUCCUGGGGCCUUUGGACAGAGGGGAUAUGCUAAAUGAAGCUUUUAUUGGCCUGUCUUUAGCACCUCAAGGGGAAGACUCAUUUCCAGAUAACCUCCCUCCCUCUGGCCCAACCCACAGACAUAUUGUACAACAAAGAAUACUGAAUGGCUCUUCUAACAGACAAAUAAUUGACAGAAGGAAUGAACUUGAAAAAGACAUCUGUUCUGGAUUUUUGAUGACUAAUACCUGUAAUGCAGAAGACGGAGAACUGAGAGAAGACUGCAGAGAACAGGAAAUCAGAGAUGGUGGUUCUCUCAGAAUGAUUCACUUUGGUUUGGUGUAAACAUUAAGAAAAAAAGAAACCCGCCUUCUUCAUAUCUAAACUUUUUCAUGGCCUGAUACAGACUUAAUAUCCCCCGUGUGGAUUUUUAACAAGAGACAGUAUGAAUUGUAUAAAUUAGUUAAGAGUUUUGAGUGUUUUCAAAAUAAAGUUUUAUUAUUUCAAAAACAUGCAGCAUAACAGCAAAGUGAUCCUAAGUAAAAGUCCUUAACCUACUUAUUUUCAAUAAUGUAAAAUUUUGAAAGUAUCUUAAAUUGUACAUUAAUUAGGUGCUACAAAAAUAGAAUAUUUAAACUUUGUUCUCCCAGGUACUUUAAAAAAGGGGCAGUAGGGGGCAGGCGUAGUGCUCACGUCUGUAGUCCCAGUGCUUUAGGAGGCCAAGGCUGGAGGAUCACUUGAGCCCAGGAGUUCAAGAAUAGCCUGUGCAACAUAGUGAAACGCUGUCUCUAGAAAAUGUUUUAAAAAUUAGCCAGGCAUGGUGGUACAUGCUUGUGAAGCUGAGGCAGGAGAACUGCUUGAGCCCAGGAGUUCAAGGCUACAGUGAGCCGUGAUCACGCCACUACACUCUAACCUGGGCAACAGACCUGUCUCCAAAAAAGAAAGAAAGAAAGAAAGAAAGUCCUCUUCUGGUCUUGUUUACAUUAUUAAUUUACAUUACAAAUACAGUACCUGUUAUGCAAAUUUUCAGCCCAGACCCAUUGUUAGAAGACAGUUCUCCAUGGUUCUCUCAAAUUACUGCUAUGAGUAAUUUGCCCUGACUGCCCCUUAGAAUGCAGAUACAGUUUCCCUCUGGAGAAAGGGGCAGGCAUGCUUAUCAACUAUUAUAUGAGAUUUGAGUUCUUUAAGCUCAGAAUACCUCUCCUUUACACUGCCCAUUGAGUGUGCAGGUGUCAUCUAGCCCUCUUAACAUUGCUCUAUAGGAAUAGGGCUCAGAGAAUCCAUGAAAAAAAAGAAAAGAAAAAAAUGCCUAUACCCUGGUUACUAUCAUUUGUCUCUGACUUAGGAGUCUCAUGUCUUCUAACAGCAUCCAUGAAACUAUAGUGUGGUAACUUGUUAGCUACUAAGUAGGGUAAAAUCUCAUACCCUUCACAGUUAUCGACACCCAUUCUUUAGCAGAUCACUGAUAUUUCACAAUUAUAGACACCUAUAGGCCAGGCGUGGUGGCUCAUGCCUGUAAUCCCAGCACUUUGGGAGGCCGAGGUGGGCUGAUCACGAGGUCAGGAGAUCGAGACUAUCCUAGACAACACAGUAAAACCCCGUCUCUACUAAAAAUAAAAAAUAAAAAAAUUAGCCAGGCAUGGCAGCAUGCACCUGUAGUCCCAACUACUUGGGAGGUUGAGGCAGAAUGGCAUGAACCCGGAGGGCAGAGGUUGCAGUGAGCCGAGAUCAUGCCACUACACUCCAGUCUGGGCAACACAGUGAGACUUAGUCUCAAAAAAAAAAAAAAAAAAUUUAUAGACAUUUAUAAUAAUCAACAUUGUUUAACAUUAGACAAUAAUUACAUUAUAUAAUUAAAUCUUCAAAGUUAAUCAGACUUAAGGCUUUUAUACUUCAAAUUUUUCUUUCUACUUCCCAUUUAUCUGUACCUCUUCCAGAGGAUAUGACAAAAAAAGGUGAAACUCAAAUUAGAUUUUUCAUUUUGUUAUUGCGCUGAAAAAAUUUUAAUAAUGCAUAACAUAUAAGCCAAACUGAGUUACCAGCAAAUUUUCAUUCUCCUAUUCCCAACCUUCUUUAUCACACAGAUAAUCAAAAGUUAACUAAUUUUUAGAGAAAAAAUUGUAUUUAAAAAAAUAGGGUGUUGUCGAGAUUGCAAAAUUUUCUCCAGAUUUUCUGAGUAAAUAGUCAUUAACCCAAAAUACCAUUCCUGUGAGCUAUUAAAGGUAAAAUAUGGAUACUGAUAUAUCUAUGUUGUUCUACAUAAUGAUAAUAAUAAUAAAUGUUUGUCAAUUAUCUAGGUGAAAAUUAAACAAAUCAUAGUUCUUAAAGUACCCAUUUUCCCCACUUCACAUACCUCUAGAAAAAUUAAAUGUACAGAAAACCAAGUUUAGAUAGUAAGAAUAUAUUAUGAAUGAUCUUUGAUAAUGUCCAUGAUUUAUAAGUGCUAUUAUUUCCCAGAUGUUGUAAAUCUGAGAAUGUUUAUUAAACAUUACAGUAAAUUGAGGUUCCUGCUUUGCUAGAACCUGAAAGGAUUAUGAAGGGGCUACCAUAGCUAUAAAGUAAGAAGAGUGGUAUAGGCAGGAACAGCUAGGUAGUAUCUCUCCUAGCACUGACAGGUUCACAGGUUGUCCUUCAGGAAGAGACCCAUGAGCUUUUUCAAUUAUUUUCCACAUUUCUCAGAUCUGAAGUAAUUUCCACAGUAAUUUAUAUUCACUAUCACAUUGUGUCUUAUUGCUAGAAUAAACUUUGUUUGGAAUGCUAA
Molecule: messenger RNA, 5363 nt
Organism: Chlorocebus sabaeus (green monkey)
Lineage: Eukaryota; Metazoa; Chordata; Mammalia; Primates; Cercopithecidae
Gene: WDPCP
Product: WD repeat containing planar cell polarity effector
Biological process (GO): nervous system development; establishment of protein localization; cilium organization
Cellular component (GO): axonemal basal plate
Molecular function (GO): protein binding
Source: RefSeq, a predicted model, not a curated record